This is a messenger RNA of Diplodia corticola, 1317 nucleotides long. RefSeq names its product cysteine protease atg4. The transcript is spliced from 4 exons. Gene Ontology annotation, molecular function: protein-phosphatidylethanolamide deconjugating activity. The coding region runs from base 1 to 1317 and encodes 438 amino acids. The record is from RefSeq and is a predicted model, not a curated record. Lineage: Eukaryota; Fungi; Ascomycota; Dothideomycetes; Botryosphaeriales; Botryosphaeriaceae.
AUGGCCAACGUCGACAUCGGCCGCUACAGCAAGCGCCUGGUCCAGUACUUUUGGGAUCCGCUCCCCACAAACGAAGAAGCUUCUCCCAUAUGGUGUCUCGGAAGAUCCUAUGACUCCAAAUCCUUCCUUACAUCCCCCAGCGUCGAUGCUGCCGACCGCCCCGCUCCGCCGUUGUCCGUAUCGCACGGCUCCACCGCCUCGUCUCGCUCGGCAACCGGCGAUGGCAACAGUCAGAACAGCAGUGAAGAUGAGAGUGCUCGGGCAGCUGAUACCUCGUCGGAAGCGGACAACGAUGGCGGCUGGCCUGCGCCGUUUCUAGACGACUUCGAAGCCCGCUUCUGGCUAACUUAUCGCUCCAACUUCCCUGCCAUACCCAGGUCUCAGGACCCUAACGCUACCAACGCCAUGAGCUUUGGUGUACGCCUCCGAAGCCAGCUCGGCAAUCACACCGGCUUCUCUUCCGAUACUGGCUGGGGCUGCAUGAUCAGGUCCGGACAGAGUCUUUUGGCGAAUGCCCUACAAGUGCUUCGGCUAGGGAGAGACUGGCGGAGAGGCCUUAACCCCCAAGAAGAGCGACAGAUCCUUUCUUUGUUCGCCGACGACCCAAAGGCCCCGUUCUCCAUCCACCGCUUUGUCGAACACGGUGCAGCAGCUUGUGGGAAGCACCCAGGUGAAUGGUUUGGCCCAUCCGCCACCGCAAGAUGUAUCCAAGCUCUCUCGAACGGACACGAGAAUGCUGGUCUUCGGAUAUACAUCACGGGCGAUGGAUCCGACGUUUAUGAGGACAGUUUCAUGAAGACAGCAAAGGACCGGAAAGGCUCCUUCCGACCGACAAUGGUAUUGGUUGGCAUCAGGCUAGGCAUUGACCGAGUCACUCCGGUGUACUGGGAGGCCCUGAAAGCAUCGCUGCAACUUCCUCAGUCGAUCGGCAUUGCUGGUGGCCGCCCAUCGGCUUCACAUUACUUCGUCGGCGUACAAGGCUCUCAUUUCUUUUAUCUGGACCCACACAACACCCGGCCGUUCCUUCCUCUCCAUUCCGACCUUUCUGAUUAUACCUCGGAAGACGUAGAUUCCUGUCAUACGCGCCGCUUGCGCCGUCUACACAUAAAGGAGAUGGACCCGUCGAUGCUGAUCGCAUAUCUCAUUCGCGACGAAGCUGACUGGAGAAGCUGGAGGAAGGCCGUCACCGAGGUGCAGGGUAAACCUGUGAUCCAUGUCGCUGAUUCGGAGCCCGUUAUCCAUGGCGGGCAGGAGCGCGAGGGCGCAAUAGAUGAGGUGGAGGCGUUUGAUGACGAAGAUGACGAAGGGCUGCAAUGA